Molecule: messenger RNA, 849 nt
Organism: Ziziphus jujuba (common jujube)
Lineage: Eukaryota; Viridiplantae; Streptophyta; Magnoliopsida; Rosales; Rhamnaceae
Product: probable E3 ubiquitin-protein ligase XERICO
Exons: 1
Coding region: 149-580 (143 amino acids)
Molecular function (GO): zinc ion binding
Source: RefSeq, a predicted model, not a curated record
CAGGUGGGUUUUUUAAGUUGUUCGCUGUCAGCGUCUCUGCGUUCUGUGACUCUGUUCUCUGUGUCAAAACUCUUUUCACUAAAUUCUUUUGCCACGAAAACACUUUUGAGCUAUUUAAUUUCGUACUAGGUCUGCAAAUACAAAGAAGAUGGGGCUCUCGAACUUCCCAAGCGCAUCAGAGGGUGUUCUUCCUGUUCUAGUAAUGAACACUGUGUUAUCAGUAGCUCUGUUGAAGAACAUGUUGAAAUCUAUGUUCCAAAUUAUUGGUUCCAAUGUGAAUUCUCAAAAUGUUGAAGAAGAUUCAGAUGGGUUUCCAGAGAUUGGAAGAGAUAGAAGAAUUUCGAUUACCCAAUUCAAGUCUCUGUGCCAUGAAAGGUCAAUUAUUGUGACAAAAACCACCAGUAGUAGUAGUGAUGGUUCUGCUUUUGGUUCAAUGGAGUGCUGUGUUUGUCUAUGUGGGUUUGAAGCUGAUGAAGAAGUUAGCGAAUUGUCCUGCAAGCAUUUCUUCCACAAAGGUUGCUUAGAAAAAUGGUUUUUAAACAAACGUGCUACUUGCCCUCUCUGUCGUUCUACUGAUUAGAAAAUUGAAGGGUUUCAAAAUGGUGGAUGAAAGUUUUGGAGGAAUACAAAAGAAAAGUUCUUUUUUUUUUUUUUUUUCCCCCUUUUUUCCUUGUACUUUUUUCUUUUCCUUGGGCAGUUUAGUUUCUUUCUUUCUUUCUUUCUUUUUGUUCUCUACUUUCCAUGUAUUAUUUUUUAGCGAAAACUAGAGAAUGUUCUUUGCUUUGCAUGUGGAUGUGCGCUUUAAAAGAUGUAAAAUCAUGAAUGAAUGGAUUACAGGAGCUUGUAAUA